Molecule: messenger RNA, 392 nt
Organism: Habropoda laboriosa
Lineage: Eukaryota; Metazoa; Arthropoda; Insecta; Hymenoptera; Apidae
Product: cytochrome c oxidase subunit 6A1, mitochondrial-like
Exons: 3
Coding region: 42-377 (111 amino acids)
Biological process (GO): mitochondrial electron transport, cytochrome c to oxygen
Cellular component (GO): mitochondrial inner membrane
Molecular function (GO): enzyme regulator activity
Source: RefSeq, a predicted model, not a curated record
AAGAAGAAAAUCAGUAGCACCGCAGCUGCAUUGAACGUACAAUGGCGCACAUACCUAAGUUGGGACAAUGUGGCCAUACCUUUACCAGAGGUUUCAAUUCUAUUGUAAAAACUGUAGAACAAAGGACGCAUAAGGGCGCAGAAAAAGGCGCAACGUUGUGGAGAAACAUAAGUAUCUUCGUAGGUCUUCCUUUAAUUAUACUUUCAAAUGUUAACAGUUAUUUGAACAGCCAGCAGCACCACAGAGAGCGUCCGGAAUUUAUUGCUUAUCCCUAUUUGAAAAUUAUAAAUAAGCCUUUUCCCUGGGGAGAUGGUAAACAUUCAUUAUUUCAUAAUCCCAAAGUAAAUUAUGUACCUGGAAUUGGUUAUGAAGAGUAACUGUUUAAUAUAAUU